AUGUUUUCCCGAGACGACCGCCCGGAUCCGGUACUCGUGUCAGAGGCGGAACAGCCUGAGGAACAGCCCGAAGAACAGGAGGAGCAUAAGUCCAAACGCGAGAUCGUAGGGAGCUUUCUCAAAGAUCAGGCUUUGAAGGGCAAAAUAUUCCUCCAGCACUCGGCGGGUCUUGGCCAUCAGCCAAACGUGAUACCGGCAGGGGAGGCUUCGAUCAGUGGCGAGCUGCGGCCAGUCCAGAUUGGCUGGCAUCCGGUCGCAGGAUUCGGCGGGAAAUGGUUCGCUGAGCAGACUGGCCUUGGAAAGAUGAUCACCGAGAAGAUCAAGUCAUAUCCUGAUCCUACACAACAUUGGGCUGUUCUUGUGGGAGACUACGUCCAUCAAUUGUGGAUGGACGAGUCACUGGACAUCAUUUACACCAACCAGAGGCUUAUUGCGUCGGACUGGCACACUUUUGACGUUGGCAAAACGAGGUUCAGCGAUGAAGCCUUGCGGCAAGCUUCCGAAAUGACAAUCCACAAGAUGCGCGAGGCUCGACCGGCCUACAACCUGAUCAGCAACAACUGUCAGAACUUCGCCCUGAACCUUCUGCAGGCCAUCCAAAUCGGCGCGCACAAGGAGUUUGCCACGACUUUUGCUAUCUACCAGCGAGCCACUGGGAAGGGGUCAAUCAGUGACUUGUUCGAAGACAAACACCCCGAGGAGCAACAGCAGAUAGAAGCCGAAGAACAGGCUACCGAUGAACUGCAGCGGCCUCCGCGACUACAGCAUACGAGUACCAUGCAGACAGCGUAUCAGGUUAUGGAUGAAAAUACGACGCAGCUGGAUAAGCAUCAUCAUGGCUGA
Messenger RNA from Cyphellophora attinorum, 843 nucleotides. RefSeq lists its product as uncharacterized. The transcript is spliced from 5 exons. The record is from RefSeq and is a predicted model, not a curated record. NCBI's taxonomy places the organism in Eukaryota, Fungi, Ascomycota, Eurotiomycetes, Chaetothyriales, Cyphellophoraceae. The coding region runs from base 1 to 843 and encodes 280 amino acids.